AUGGAUCCCCUUGACUACAACCUUCUACGUGGGUAUCGAGUGAUCAGAAUUACUCAUCCGGAUACCAAGAUCGAGACCGCGGACGGAUCCAAGGACGGACUCAAGGCCUCUCUUCCAUAUGCCAGCAUGGAGAAGGAUGAACCGUUGGUCACAUACAUCACUCGUGUCGGAGAUGAAGGCUUGGUCAAGAUCGGGCUCAAGAAGGAAGUGUCUGACGCACUUUUCCAAGCGCAGCUGUCUGCCAUCAAGUUCCUCUGA
Fusarium pseudograminearum CS3096 is the source of this 258-nucleotide messenger RNA. RefSeq lists its product as uncharacterized. Bases 1 to 258 code for a protein of 85 amino acids. The transcript has a single exon. The record is from RefSeq and is a predicted model, not a curated record. Lineage: Eukaryota; Fungi; Ascomycota; Sordariomycetes; Hypocreales; Nectriaceae.